Messenger RNA from Drosophila willistoni, 695 nucleotides. RefSeq names its product general odorant-binding protein 19d (gene Obp19d). Gene Ontology annotation, biological process: sensory perception of smell. The transcript has 5 exons. Bases 1 to 498 code for a protein of 165 amino acids. The record is from RefSeq and is a predicted model, not a curated record. Gene Ontology annotation, molecular function: odorant binding. NCBI's taxonomy places the organism in Eukaryota, Metazoa, Arthropoda, Insecta, Diptera, Drosophilidae.
AUGUGCUGCUCAUAUAGUUCAACUAAACUCAUAUCGAAUUUAGUAUUUGUUUCUCUCACAGUCAACAUGCUGCGUUUAAUUUGUCUAGCUUUCCUCCUGGCUAUCGUAGCCGCCAAGCCACAUGAGGAGAUAACCAAGGAGCAUGCCUCUGAAGUGGCCCAUGAGUGUAAAGAGGAAACGGGAGCCACAGAUGAGGAUGUGGCCCAAUUGAUGAAGCAUGAGUUGGGCGAGACUCAUGAGGCCAAAUGCCUAAGAUCAUGCAUCAUGAAGAAGUUUGAAAUUAUGGAUGAUGCCGGCAAAUUGAACAAGGAAAAGGCUUUGGAAUUGGUUAAGGUAAUGAGCAAAGACAAUGAGGAGACAUCUGCCUCAUUUUCAGAAAUCGUAGACAAAUGUGAUGAAAUUGAAGUGCCUGAGGAUCAUUGUGAUGCUGCCCAUGCCUAUGAGACUUGCAUCCAUGAGCAAAUACACGAGCACGGCCUGUCUUUGGAGGAGCAGUAAAAUGACCACACCGAACCCAACGCUAACCUCAUGGAAUAGAUAACAAUUUGAAAUCGAAAGCGCUACAUUAAUUUUAAAUCUCUCUUAUUUUUCCCUUUUUCUAUAUGUAUAUAAAUAAACAUGUAUGUGUACUUGCAAUUAGUAAAUAUAUAUGAACUAGUCCUUAAGCAAUAAACUGAGCAAAUGUCAAAAAGUCA